Eruca vesicaria subsp. sativa (arugula) is the source of this 1623-nucleotide messenger RNA. The record is from the annotation of a GenBank genome assembly. NCBI's taxonomy places the organism in Eukaryota, Viridiplantae, Streptophyta, Magnoliopsida, Brassicales, Brassicaceae.
CACUUCGCAAGUGAAACAAACAACUCUUAGAAAAAAAUAAACUAAAGCUUCUCUCGCUUCUCUCUUGUGGUAAGAAAACAGAGCAAGUAGAGAUCUCUUUGUGUUCUUCUUGGUAUCACAAAAGAGCAAGAUGUCUAUAAGAAGAAUCUACCGAUGUUUGAACUCUCUAAUCAAAAGAUCAUGUGCUCAAUCGUUAUGAUCAUAUGUCCCCUUUCACACUUUGUUUCAACUCUCAGUUUUUCAAUUUUUUUUUUCUCUUUGUUCCAUAUAUCACUUGGGAACAACCGCUUCGAACGCGAUCAAAAUAAUCACAAAAAUCAAGAACUCAAGAUGGUGCGAACACCAUGUUGCAAAGCUGAACUAGGGUUGAAGAAGGGAGCAUGGACUCCAGAGGAAGAUCAGAAGCUUGUCUCCUACGUCAACCGUCACGGUGAAGGUGGAUGGCGAACUCUCCCCGAAAAAGCUGGACUCAAGAGAUGUGGCAAAAGCUGCAGACUGAGAUGGGCCAAUUAUCUAAGACCUGACAUCAAAAGAGGAGAGUUCACUGAAGAUGAAGAACGUUCUAUCAUCUCUCUCCAUGCCCUUCAUGGCAACAAAUGGGCUGCAAUAGCUCGUGGAUUACCAGGAAGAACCGAUAACGAAAUCAAGAACCACUGGAACACUCAUAUCAAAAAACUUUUGAUCAAAAAAGGUGUCGAUCCGGUUACACACAAGAGCCUGAUCUCCGACAAAUCAGAAAACCUCCCGGAGAUUCCAGAGAAACAAAACGUUAUUCAAGAAAUUAUAACGAGUGGUGAUAAUCUUGAUAAAGAGGAGGUGAAGAAUGACAACAAGAAGUCUGGACUCUCAUCGGCCAGGUUCUUGAACAGAGUAGCUAAUAGGUUCGGUAAGAGAAUCAAUCAAAGUGUUUUGUCUGAGAUUAUCGGAAGUGGUGGCCCACUUACUAGUACCACUACAAGUCACACAACUACUACUACAAGUGUCACCAUUAACUCCGAAUCAGAUAAGUCAAUUAGCUCUUCCUUCACACCAACCUCAUCAGAUCUUCUAUGCCAGAUGACCGUUAACGGUAACGCUACAUCGUCUCCGUCCACAUUCUCUGAUGCAUCCGUUAAUGAUAGUUUAAUGUACUGUGAUAAUGAGGAUAAUCUCGGAUUCUCAAAUUUUCUGAAUGAUGAAGAUUUCAUGAUGUUCGGAGAGUCUUGUGUUGACAACACUGAGUUCAUGAAAGAACUUACGAGCUUUCUUCAGGAGGAUGUGAGUGACGACGUCCAGGUGAUGCCCGUCAAUGAACAUAAAGACAAUAUUGAAGAGACUGAUAACUAUUUUGCAUGAGUGAAUCUUCUGAUGAAUCCUACAUGCAUGAUCAUUUCAAUAUGAUCUUGUUUAUAUCAUGUCGAUGGAUAUGUUAGGCUGAUGAUCAUGAUAAUAAUGAAUAUGAUAAUAAUGAAUAAUGAUAAUGAUGAUGAUGAACCAUGCAUGCAGCUUGUACUGUGAUAUAUGAAUGUAUUUUUCGUGUUUAUUUUUUACUCUUUUGUACGUUUAACCUCAAGUGUGUUUCCUAUGAAGUUAUGGUAAUGUAAUAAAAGGUUUAAGGAGUGUAUUAUACUUGACUAUUUUUAU